AUGCAGCAGCAGCCCCUGCCCGGGCCCCUGGCCCCCGUGGCAGAGCCGACCAAGCCUCCCUACAGCUACAUAGCAUUGAUCGCCAUGGCCAUCCAGAGCUCGCCGGGCCAGCGGGCCACACUCAGUGGCAUCUACCGUUACAUCAUGAGCCGCUUCUCUUUCUACCGUCACAACCGGCCUGGCUGGCAGAAUAGCAUCCGCCACAACCUGUCGCUCAACGAGUGUUUCGUCAAGGUGCCCCGUGAUGACCGCAAGCCAGGCAAGGGCAGCUACUGGACGCUGGACCCCGACUGCCACAACAUGUUCGAGCACGGCAGCUUCCUGCGCAGACGCCGACGCUUCACCAGGCGGGCAGGUGCUGAGGGCACCAAGGGCCCCGCCAAGGCCCGCCGUGGACCCCGCCGCGACCCGGGAGCUCCCGAAGCCGCAACUGCCAGGCAGUGCUCAUUCCCCCCCGAGCUGCCGGAGCCCAAGGGCCUGAGCUUUGGGGGUCUGCUGGGGGCCUUGCCAGCUAGCAUGGGCCCAGCAACCACUGAUGCCAGGCCUCGGCUGCCCUCAGAGUCCAAAGAGAUGCCCACGGCCAAGCAGGCAGGCCCAGGGGAGCUCCCGGCGGCCACCUCACCCUCCUCGUGCCUUGCAUUUGGCUUCCCCGCUGGCUUCUCUGAGCCUGAGGGUUUCGUUAAGGCCCCUACACCCAUCUUGACCACCGAGGCCGGCGUCGGGGGCGGCUACCAGUGCCGGCUGCAGGCGUUGAAUUUCUGCAUGGGGGCUGAUCCAGGCCUUGACCACCUCUUGGCCUCAACAGCCCCCUCCCCCGCGCCCCCCACCCCUCCAGGCUCACUCCGGGCCCCGCUGCCCCUGCCAGCUGACCCAAAGGAACCCUGGGUUACAGGCAGCUUCCCUGUCCAGGGAGGUCCCAGCUACCCAUUGGGCCUGACCCCCUGCCUAUACCGGACGCCAGGAAUGUUCUUCUUCGAGUGA
Molecule: messenger RNA, 981 nt
Organism: Orycteropus afer afer
Lineage: Eukaryota; Metazoa; Chordata; Mammalia; Tubulidentata; Orycteropodidae
Gene: FOXS1
Product: forkhead box S1
Biological process (GO): regulation of transcription by RNA polymerase II; cell differentiation; anatomical structure morphogenesis
Molecular function (GO): RNA polymerase II cis-regulatory region sequence-specific DNA binding; DNA-binding transcription factor activity, RNA polymerase II-specific
Source: RefSeq, a predicted model, not a curated record